CUGACACUGUAUUUCGCAGUAUUCACUUCAUUGUCGUCAUCGUCAACUCGCAUAUAUUAAUAUAAGAAACAACCUUUCUUUUCGCCGUUUCUCUUCCAGCCACAUUCUAGGGUUAGGGUUUCUUCUGCAUCUGCUUCAAUGGGGAAGGGAACAGGGAGCUUCGGAAAGAGAAGGAACAAGACUCACACGCUCUGUGUGAGGUGCGGCCGCCGCAGCUUCCAUCUCCAGAAGAGUCGCUGCUCCGCUUGCGCCUUCCCUGCUGCCCGCAAGAGAAAAUAUAACUGGAGUGUGAAGGCCAUUAGGAGAAAGACCACCGGAACCGGUAGGAUGAGGUACUUGCGCCACGUCCCUCGCAGGUUCAAGAGUGGCUUCAGAGAAGGCACAGAAGCUGCACCAAGGAAGAGGGGAGCUGCUGCUACUGCCUAAGGCUUUCAAAGAUUGUUUCUUUUACUCAAUUUAUAGGAUUGCAAUAAUUUUAUAUAUUGAGGCAAAGUUCAUUGAGACAUUACUUAUCAAUUUUGAUUUCCUUCUACCUUUAUAAUUCUUCAACAUAUCAAUACUGUAAGACUUUUUGUUUGUUUAAUGAGAGUUUUUUACAUCUAAAUUUUUGCUCUGAAGUAUGGUGAAGCUGUGUUGAUUUAUCUGCUUUGAUCUUACACAUGCAUUGUAGUUUCUCCCACAGGCCUCGCUUUUCCACUGUGUUGAUCAGUUUACUGAUUGAUUCAAUGCGGAUUCAUAUAAUGUAAAUUCUCUAAUGAUGUUGAA
Messenger RNA from Arachis ipaensis, 765 nucleotides. RefSeq names its product large ribosomal subunit protein eL37x. Gene Ontology annotation, molecular function: RNA binding; structural constituent of ribosome. Gene Ontology annotation, biological process: translation. Lineage: Eukaryota; Viridiplantae; Streptophyta; Magnoliopsida; Fabales; Fabaceae. The record is from RefSeq and is a predicted model, not a curated record. Gene Ontology annotation, cellular component: cytosolic large ribosomal subunit; ribosome.